CCCCUCACUUCAGUUUAUGGUAAGUCCGCGUCCACUCCUGCUCAACCGAAGGCGUCUAUCGGCUCUGUUCCGCCGUGUGAACUGGGGGAUGAGGGGGGAUCCAUGAAGCGCCGCGCUGCCGAGCACGGUUCUGUCACUGCUGGGAAAUGAAAGUUGUUCAUCCCUCGUCUACGUCUCUCAUUAGCAGUAAACACGCAGCAGUCCGGUCCGCAUGAGAGACGCUCCUCCGCUGAAUUUCAGCCGUUUUUUUUGAAUUUCUUCUCGGUUGAGAAGCAGCAGCAGCAGCAGCAGCAGCAGCGGGGACCAAAACCAACAAGCCGCGGCCGCUUGACAGGUGCCGUCGCCCGGCUCUGCGUGGAGAGAUGCCGCCCGUCCAGAGAACAAUGUCUGAUCUUCGUAGCCGGUCGGAGGGAUAUGAAAAGACAGAGGACACAUCAGAAAAGACAUCCUUGGCUGACCAAGAAGAUGCUCGACUGAUACACCUCAACCAGCCACAGUUCACAAAGUUUUGCAGCAAUCGAGUCAGCACAGCCAAAUACAAUGUCAUCACCUUCCUUCCUCGAUUCCUCUACUCACAGUUCAGGAGGGCAGCCAACGCAUUCUUUCUCUUCAUUGCACUCUUGCAGCAAAUUCCUGAUGUGUCUCCCACUGGUCGCUGGACCACACUGGUGCCGCUGCUCUUCAUCCUGGUGGUGGCUGCUGUGAAGGAGAUCAUUGAGGAUCUGAAACGUCACAAUGCUGACAAUGUUGUCAACAAAAAGGAAUGUCAAGUUCUGAGGAAUGGUGCCUGGGAGAUUGUGCACUGGGAGAAGGUGGCUGUUGGGGAAGUAGUCAGAGCUGCAAAUGGGGAUCACCUCCCGGCUGACCUCGUCAUACUGUCGUCCAGUGAACCGCAGGGUAUGUGCUACAUUGAAACAUCAAACUUGGAUGGAGAAACAAACCUUAAAAUCAGACAGGGUCUCCAAAUGACUUCGGACAUAAAGGAAAUCGACAGCCUGAUGCGUCUGUCUGGGCGGAUGGAAUGUGAGAGCCCAAACCGCCAUCUGUACGAGUUUGUUGGGAACAUCCGCCUGGAUGGACACAGCACGGUGCCACUGGGUCCAGACCAGAUCUUACUGAGAGGAGCCCAGCUGAGGAACACACAGUGGGUCCAUGGUGUGGUGGUCUACACAGGACAUGACACAAAGCUCAUGCAGAAUUCCACACGGCCUCCUCUGAAGCUGUCCAACGUGGAGCGUAUCACCAACUUUCAGAUCCUUGUGCUGUUUGGCUGCCUGCUGGCCAUCUCUCUGGUCUGCUCCAUUGGCCAAACCAUCUGGAAGUACCAGUACGGCAAUGAUGCCUGGUACAUGGAUCUCAACUCUCCAGAUGGCGGUGCGGCAAACUUUGGCCUUAACUUCCUCACCUUCAUCAUCCUGUUCAACAACCUGAUACCCAUCAGUCUCCUGGUCACACUGGAGGUUAUCAAGUUCAUCCAGGCCUUUUUCAUCAACUGGGACACUGAUAUGCUGUAUGAGCCUACAAACACACCUGCCAUGGCCCGCACCUCCAAUCUGAAUGAAGAGUUAGGCCAGGUCAAAUACAUUUUCUCUGACAAGACUGGGACUCUGACCUGUAACGUAAUGCAGUUCAAGAAGUGCACCAUCGCCGGUGUGGCCUAUGGUCACGUCCCUGAGGCUGAGGAGGGUAGUUUUGCAGAGGACGACUGGCACAGCACACACUCAUCAGACGAAGCAGGAUUUAAUGACCCGAGCUUACUGGAAAACCUCCAAAGCAAUCACCCUACAGCUGCUGUUAUCCUGGAGUUCAUGACCAUGAUGGCCAUCUGUCACACUGCAGUCCCUGAGCGCAUGGAUGGAAAAAUCACCUACCAGGCUGCAUCUCCAGAUGAAGGAGCUCUGGUGAGAGCAGCACGAAACCUUGGCUUUGUGUUUUCUGGUCGAACUCCAGAUACCGUCAUCGUGGAAAUACUCGGAACAGAGGAAAAGUAUGAACUGCUUCAUGUGCUGGAGUUUACAAGUGUGAGGAAGAGGAUGUCAGUCAUCAUGCGCACCCCAUCUGGGAAGAUCCGCCUCUAUUGCAAAGGAGCUGACACAGUGAUCUAUGACCGUCUGGCAGACAGCUCGAGGUACAAAGAGAUCACGUUGAAGCACCUGGAGCAGUUUGCCACUGAGGGGCUGCGCACUCUGUGCUUUGCGGUGGCAGACAUCAGUGAGUCGUCCUAUCAGCAGUGGCAGGAGAUCCACCACAGAGCCUGCACAUCCCUGCAGAACAGAGCCCUGAAACUGGAGGAGAGCUACGAACUGAUAGAGAAGAACCUGCAGCUCCUGGGGGCCACGGCCAUAGAGGACAAGCUCCAAGAUAAGGUGCCUGAGACCAUUGAGACUCUAAUGAAGGCUGACAUCAAGAUCUGGAUCCUGACUGGUGACAAACAGGAAACAGCCAUAAAUAUUGGACAUUCCUGCAAACUACUGACCAAGAACAUGGGCAUGCUUGUGAUCAAUGAAGACACUCUUGAUGGAACAAGGGAAACCCUCAGCCACCACUGUGGAAUGCUGGGAGAUGCCCUCUACAAGGAAAACGACUUUGCUCUCAUUAUUGAUGGAAAGACUCUGAAAUACGCCCUUACGUUUGGAGUCCGCCAGUACUUCCUGGACCUCGCCUUGUCCUGUAAAGCUGUCAUAUGCUGCAGAGUAUCUCCUCUUCAGAAGUCAGAGGUGGUUGAGAUGGUGAAGAAGCAGGUGAAGGUGAUCACGCUGGCCAUCGGUGACGGUGCUAAUGACGUCGGAAUGAUCCAAACAGCUCAUGUCGGUGUGGGAAUCUCAGGCAACGAGGGUCUGCAGGCAGCAAACUCCUCUGACUACUCUAUUGCCCAGUUCAAAUACCUAAAGAAUCUGCUGCUCGUCCAUGGAGCCUGGAAUUACAACCGUGUAGCCAAGUGUAUCCUCUACUGCUUCUACAAGAAUAUUGUUCUCUACAUCAUCGAGAUCUGGUUUGCAUUCGUCAAUGGCUUCUCUGGUCAAAUUCUGUUUGAACGCUGGUGCAUUGGCUUGUACAAUGUGAUCUUCACUGCUUUGCCUCCGCUCACUCUGGGAAUCUUUGAGCGCUCCUGCAGGAAAGAAAAUAUGCUGAAGUAUCCUGAACUCUACAAAACCUCCCAGAAUGCAAUGGGUUUUAAUACCAAGGUCUUCUGGGCCCAUUGUCUGAACGGCCUCUUCCACUCCGUCAUCCUCUUCUGGUUCCCCCUUAAAGCUUUCCAGCAUGAUACAGUUUUUGGCAAUGGAAGAACUCCAGACUAUCUCCUCUUAGGCAACAUGGUUUACACAUUUGUGGUCAUCACAGUUUGCCUUAAAGCCGGCCUUGAAACUUCAUCCUGGACCAUGUUCAGUCACAUCGCCAUCUGGGGAAGCAUCGGCCUGUGGGUGGUGUUUUUCAUUAUCUAUUCCUCCUUGUGGCCCCUCAUCCCUCUGGCACCCGACAUGUCAGGCGAGGCGGCCAUGAUGUUCCGUUCGGGGGUCUUCUGGAUGGGCCUGUUCUUCAUCCCAGUCACCUCGCUGGUCUUUGACGUGGCCUACAAAGUCGUGAAGAAGGCGUGUUUCAAGACGCUGGUGGACGAGGUGCAGGAGCUCGAGGCUUUAUCUAAAGACCCUGGAGCAGUGGUGCACGGAAAGAGUUUGACGGAGAGGGCACAGCUCCUGAAGAACGUCUUCAAGAAGAGCACAGUCAGUCUGUACCGGUCUGACUCCAUGCAGCAGAACCUGCUCCAUGGCUACGCCUUCUCUCAAGAUGAGAACGGAGUGGUGUCUCAGUCUGAGGUCAUCAGAGCGUACGACACCACCAAACAGAGGACCAACGAGUGGUGAGCCGCCGGCCUUCUUGCUCUCGGCCGGCCAGUUCGGAGCCACAGCAGCCGUUUCCGAUGGCGAUAUUUGAAGCUGAACGGGGAGGAAGCGAUGGUGCGAGCCUCCAGCACUGAGGGGGGCUUUUUUAUUUUUAGACAUGAAAUGGACAGAAGAGAGUGACAUUAUGUAGUCUUUGGAAAAAGGGAAAAAAAAAACAAAAAAAAAAAACAAGGAACAAAACGAAAACGUGUUCACUAUCAGCUGUAGUUGUGUGUCCAGCAGACAUGAUGAGCACUGUGCUUUCUUAGCAGCCUGUGGUCUGAAGUUCUUCACUGUUCUUGCUCAGUUUGUCGGAGUGAACGUCUCCUUUCUAUUGAUUUAAGGAAUGACAGCUUUCAGCACUGAGCCAAAAAGCCUAAAAUCUUGAUAUUAAAUUAAAAUCAAACUCCUAAACACUGUUAUAAAAAGUUGAAACACUGGACAAUGAAUAUGUUAUGAGGAUUUAAACUUGUGAAAGAUUGCCAAAGAGCAGUCGUGUAUACAAUCGUCCAAGUACUAGUGAUUCGGAACACUUUAAACCAAAUGUAAUGAAACUCCUGUGUGUAUUCCAGCACUGAACAGACCACUUCAGAGCAGAUGUUUGUAAAUUUGAAUUUUCUUUUUGCACUUAAGGAAGCAUCUAUUGUGUAAAGCCUUACAUUUGCUCAUGCCUUCGUCCUUCUUCGUUUUCUUUUCAAGUACAUUUGUUUUUAGUUUUAUUUUUUAAAGUAUGUAGAUAUUGUGCCUGUUUUUUUUUUUGUUUUCGUUUUCACAGUUUCAUUUCAUUUUUUAAGAUGUUGCCUCAUGCAACCCACAGUAGUCCCGUUUCCACCGUUUUAACAGCAGAAGUAUUGCUCUCGACUUAUAAUUGCAUUCCACACAUCACUCCUGUUUCAACAAUCACAACGGUGCCUAAGUGAAACUUUUCCCUCUUAGAAGAAAAAGACAGCCAAGAGUAGUUUAGCCAGCUAGCUUAGACCAGUGCUCCACACACACUCCUGCUGAGGACAAAAUCACUGUCUCCCCACCACAGUAUUGCACUCAUACGAUGUGAAAGCUACAGAUGUUGAAACUUGUUCCUGCAGAGGUGAACAGGAGGCUCUCUGACGGUCUUGUUGAAGCUUACGGUGGUGGUCGUGUUUCCCUUAAAAUGGAGAUUUUAUCCUUCUAACAUAAGUGCCAUUAGCUUAAGGGAGAGAGAAAAUAUUAGCCAGGAAACUCCACGACAGUAUCAAAACUGUAUCAAAACUACUUUGUCUCUAUAGUUAUUUUGUGGAUUUGUAUUUUUAUAUUGGAGAUGUAUGAAUUUUGCAUUGACUGGCUUUGUAAUGAAUCGUCUGUAACUUUUCGUUUUUUCUUCCUCUGAUAAACUGGCAGGAUAGAAUAGAUCUAAUGAGGAAAUGGAGCUUUCUUAAAUGUCUUGUUAUUAUUAAUAUUAAUAUUGUUACAGCUUGAUUUAUUUAUAAUUGACUACUUAAUGUCCGUGUGAUUGCUUUCUUCUCCCUAUGGGAGAUCAGAUUUCUGAUGGUGCGAGUGUGUGUGUGUGUCGGUUUAUUGCCUGCAUGUGCAUGUGCUGUAUGUGUACGAGUGUGUGUGGGCGUGAGUGUGUGUGGGCGUGAGUGUGUGUGUGUGUCUCCUCUACUGUGGAUUAAUUCUAUGUAUGCAUUGCAUGUCUGUGUCCUCUAUGCGAGACUGGGAGUUUGUGGCGCCUCGGUCCGCCUGGUGUGUUUCCUUUAUCGUGUGGGCGUGUAUGGGGGUGUGUGUGUGUGUGUGUGUGAGUGUGUGUGUGUAGUGAAGCUUGCUCCAGUUGUCCGUCUGCACGACUCCAGGUAUAGCUAUGGUGUACUACUGUGUGCCGAUGCAUGGCCCGUAUGGGAAAGUGAGACUGUCAGUGUGCUGUAUGACUGUGUGCGUUUACGGUCAAACUCUCGGCCUCGACUUGUGGGAGUUUCUGACGCUCGGCUCGCUUCGACAGGAGAUGUUGCACAAUGCACUCAAUGUACCUUUCCAGUUGUGGAUAUCUGGUAUUAUCUGGUUUCGGUAUAUGAUUUUCUCUCGAGUGUACAUGUUUGUAACUUGUUUUCUUCAUGCAGUGUACCUCUGCUUUACAGGAAAGCUCUUUUGUGUUUUGGGUUUAUGAUUACUUUUUCUCUGCUGGUCUUUUAGCGUGAAAACUUAAUUGGUCGUCAUCUUGUCCAAAAUUUUUCCAACCAGCUGAAUGUGGAUGUCGUCGUUGUGGAAGGCUUGGACUGUUGCUUUCUUUUUCCAGAAAACAUAAAACACACGUUGUUGUCUGUGAAGGUCGUGGGCUGCAUGAAUGGAAAACACAAACUGUUCUCUGAAGUGUUAACUGUACUACUUUGAUUCUCCCUCAAGUGUUGAUCACUUUACAAAAGAGGAAAAAAAUGCACCUUUAACUUUUCUUUUCAAUAUUUGUUUCUUUUCUGUCAUUCUGUUCAAUGAUUGUUCUGCAUGUUGGGACUGCAAACUUAUAAGUGUUGUCUUUUACUGCCAUGAAGGACUACUGAAAUAAACUUUACAAACAUGGAGGAACAAUGUGAA
Molecule: messenger RNA, 6443 nt
Organism: Stegastes partitus (bicolor damselfish)
Lineage: Eukaryota; Metazoa; Chordata; Actinopteri; Pomacentridae
Gene: atp8a1
Product: ATPase phospholipid transporting 8A1
Exons: 38
Coding region: 363-3863 (1166 amino acids)
Biological process (GO): phospholipid translocation
Cellular component (GO): trans-Golgi network; plasma membrane
Molecular function (GO): ATPase-coupled intramembrane lipid carrier activity; magnesium ion binding; ATP binding
Source: RefSeq, a predicted model, not a curated record